Lingula anatina is the source of this 1011-nucleotide messenger RNA. Its product is annotated as zygote arrest protein 1. The record is from RefSeq and is a predicted model, not a curated record. Gene Ontology annotation, cellular component: cytoplasm. NCBI's taxonomy places the organism in Eukaryota, Metazoa, Brachiopoda, Lingulata, Lingulida, Lingulidae. Gene Ontology annotation, biological process: translation.
GAUAACGGGGCAUUUAUUUAUUGUUGUUGUUUUUGUCUUUGUUCACUAACGUAAAAAGAGAUUUGUCUUCAGAUAUACAUCACCACUGCGAGUUUUUUAAUUUUGCGUAGAUAUGGCUGAGCUUGGUCGUAGAUAUGGUUUUUUCCGUUGUACAGGCUGCAAUGGGCAGUGGGAAAGCUCUCAUGUUUAUGUCAACAAUAUGACGGGGCAGGUUGCCUACAAACAAAAGUGUAAGAAGUGUAACAUUGAGUGCGACCCGUACCACGUAGAGGAGCUAAAGUGUUCUAUAUGUGGCAUGCAGGGAAAACUCUGCAAGUGUACCAAGGAGGAGAAGAUGUCUCGUCACGUGAACGAGAAAAGACCACACCGAAGUGAUCUCUGCAUGAAGUGCCGCGCCGGGAUUCGUUGUACUUCUCCCAAUCUGAUGCUUUGAGGAAAACAAAAAAUAUAUAUGGAACUGUUAAAUGAUUCACAGAUGAACAUUUAAGGAACUGAUUUACGCUUAGUCACAAUAAAAAGAGUUCCAAUUUCUUUGCUGGAACAACAUUAAGUACUUUGUAAGGGAUUAACCCGCCAAUAUGAAAACCAAUUUUCUCCUACAAACAAAUCAUUUCUGUAUCCGUCUCAGUAUUUGGAUUCAUUGUUUUAUUCCAUCGCUAACCCUAUGUUUAAAUGUUUGGUUGAUUAUCUGUUUAGAACUCCACGGCUACCUGUACAUUUCAGUAGGAACUACCGACUUCAGGAACUUUUCUUUGAGGAGUUAAAUAUUUAUUUAUUUAUUUAUUUAUUUAUUUAUUUAUUUAUUUAUUUAUUUUAGAUCUGAAUUGGAGAGGACUAGUAGCUUUGCAGGCUAGGCAUAAGAAAGUAACUCUGGGAAAUUUCAAACGUGUACAAUAGACCUUGAAGACACUUCGAUCGUUGCACACCCGAUAUAAGAAAUUGAUUUUGGCAUCCAAAAUGAGCCAAUAUCUUUAAACAAAACCUGUAAUUUAUUUUAUUUAUUUAUUUAUU